Diabrotica balteata is the source of this 628-nucleotide messenger RNA. NCBI's taxonomy places the organism in Eukaryota, Metazoa, Arthropoda, Insecta, Coleoptera, Chrysomelidae. The record is from the annotation of a GenBank genome assembly.
ACUUUUUAUCCGACCGUCGGGUUGUUUGUAUGAUUUGUACUCUAUUAGCCAUAUUCUAUUAUUUCUUAAGUGCAAUGGCUGCCAACCAAGAAAGAACUUUUAUAAUGAUCAAACCCGAUGGUGUCCAAAGAGGGCUUGUUGGAAAAAUUAUCAAAAAGUUCGAGCAAAAAGGAUUCCGACUAGUAGCAAUGAAAUUCAUGUGGCCCUCUGAAGAACUUUUGAAGAAACACUAUGCUGACCUAGCUGGCAAACCUUUCUUCGCAGGUCUAGUAAAUUACAUGAGCUCUGGUCCAGUAGUGCCAAUGGUAUGGGAAGGUUUAGGAGUAGUAAAAACUGGCCGUGUACUACUAGGUGCUACCAAUCCUGCUGACAGUGCUCCUGGUACCAUUAGAGGAGAUCUCUGCAUCCAAGUAGGACGUAACAUCUGCCAUGGUUCAGACGCUGUAGAAUCAGCAAACAAGGAAAUUGACUUGUGGUUUACUGAAAAGGAAUUAGUACCCUGGACACCAGCUGUCAAAACUUGGGUCUAUGAAGACUAGAUAAAGUACUCUUGCUAUCUUUUGUAUUAUUUAAUAAGUAACCAAUAAAAAUAAAAUCUCAUCACUAAAUAAAAAUAUUUGGUACAGUU